AUGCUGGAUCCACUCCCACGCCGUCGGCCCUUACAUAGGAGAAUUCGAGUCUUCGUCUCCAUUUUCCAACAUGAAGACUAUCUUUCUGGUUGUUUUUGUCCUGGGCGCCGCACUCGCCGUGUGCGAGAGCAAGAAGUGCCGCAAGCAGGAAGACUGCGCAUCGGACGAAUGCUGUUCCCAGUUGUUGCGCAUCGCCGACCCCACAUGCACGAAGCUCAAGCAGAAAGGCGACCCUUGUUUGACGGAGGUGACUCAGGAAGAUGGAAAAUACCUGUUCUCCUGCCCCUGCGCUGAAGGACUCAAGUGCCGACCGGAGAAAGAAACCGACCACAAUGGAGUGGUCAACUUCCUCAACGACCGCUGCGGCAAUUAAAGAAGAACAUUUUUGUGAUGAAAAUGGAUGAAAGAAGAACAGUUUUGUGAUGAAAUAAAAUUACUUUUUUUCUCC
This is a messenger RNA of Argiope bruennichi, 448 nucleotides long. RefSeq names its product toxin CSTX-20-like. The record is from RefSeq and is a predicted model, not a curated record. Lineage: Eukaryota; Metazoa; Arthropoda; Arachnida; Araneae; Araneidae. The coding region runs from base 71 to 373 and encodes 100 amino acids. The transcript is spliced from 4 exons.